AUGCCGUUUGCAGUGUUGCCGAUGCUAGUACCGGACAUCACUCCGGUAUACGAUGUCUACUUUGAAGCCUUCAAGAAUGCCCAGAUUAUGGAGUUCCUCUUCCCCGGAGGUGUCGAUCGACAAGCUCACAAACAUGGAACGACGCUCUGGCUACACCACGAUCAGAACGGAUACACAAUCAAGUGCGUAGACUCGGAGACAGGCACUGUCGUCGGUAUGGCCCAAUGGGAGGUCUUUUGGCGCCCAGACAAGAACUCCUUGUGGAAGAAGCCAAAGGGGGCCGAAUGGCUCAAGGGCGACAAGCGCAAAAAGGCCGAGACAGUCCUGGUCCCAAACUGGGCCAUGAGAGAUAAGCUCUUCGGUGGACGAAGGCACGUCUAUUGCGUCACAAUGGCUACGCAUCCCAAAUACCAGCACAAAGGCAUUGGUCGGUUGUUGCUUCAAUGGGGUAUUGACCUUGCAGAGCAGUUGGCUCUUCCCAUAUAUCUAGAGUCAUCCGACGUGGCCUUGUCACUGUUUGAGAAGGCAGGCUUCGAGAGAUUGACCGACGAGAAGCUCGUCUACAAAGCUUCGGAGACUGGUCAGAAGGCGGACAAGGAAGUGCCAGUUCUGGUGAAGCUUCCAUCCAAGGCGAACGGACUAUCCUUCAGAGAAUGGGCAAAGAAGGGCUACCCAGAGUCGUAUUGA
This is a messenger RNA of Pestalotiopsis fici W106-1, 687 nucleotides long. RefSeq lists its product as uncharacterized. The record is from RefSeq and is a predicted model, not a curated record. The transcript has 2 exons. Gene Ontology annotation, molecular function: acyltransferase activity, transferring groups other than amino-acyl groups. Bases 1 to 687 code for a protein of 228 amino acids. NCBI's taxonomy places the organism in Eukaryota, Fungi, Ascomycota, Sordariomycetes, Amphisphaeriales, Sporocadaceae.